UGUGAAUGAGCGCCAGCAACGCCAGCAAGACAAGAGCUCAAGCAAGCAAGCAAGGCGCAAAGCAACACAACAGAACGGCUGUGAGGAGCCUUUUGCAACGCACGGGCAGGACACCAGCACCAAACAACCACAACACCAACACCAACCAGCAACCAAGUCAUGCAAGGGGUGUUGAGCGUGAUGGAUCAAGAUGCACUGCGUUUGGAGUGCUUUGUGUCAAGUGGGCGCGUGGACAUGGAGAGGCUGGUGUGCCAGCUUCCACACGAGGAGAGCAAAGGGCAACCGCCACCCUUCUCCACGCGGGAGGAGCUCAGGCAGCAUGUAUUUGCAGAGCACACAAACGAUCCCUUGGGCUGGGACGAGUGCAAAAAGUGCAACAAGCGCAUGAAAAAGUCCAGCUUCAAAGCGCAUUGCCAGAAAGUGCAUCUGCGCCUGGGCACAAUCGAGUGCCCCGACUGCGCAAAGAGAUUUUACAGCAAACACACCUUUGAGCGGCACAAGAACCUGCACACAAAAGAAAAACAGUUUCGCUGCACCAUGACUGGCUGCACGGGAAGCUUCGCCUCGUUCGAAAGCCUCGUGUACCAUGCACGCAAGCACCACGGCGUCAACCUUCGCGCGCGCCACGUGCACUCCCCAGCCACAGCUGCCAGCAUGGACGAGGCAUUCUCCCCACAGCAGCACACGCAGCAGGGGCACGCCGACGCACAAGGGCAACAUGGGCAGCACGGUGAAUCCGGCGCCGCGUCUGGUGUGGCAGCACACGCUUCGGCACAGCACCAGCAUCAGCAGCAGCAGCAGCAACAUGAGGAGGAGGAGGAGGAGGAGGAGGCAGGCAGUACGCAGGGCCUGUCUGUGCAAGAUGGUGGCAUGGUUGCAGGCACAGCACCAGCAGCAUUCCAUCAGCAACAGCAGCAAGGACAAGAGCGGCAAGAACAGCAAGAACAGCAGCAGCAGCAGGAGCAGCGGCCUUCCUCGCAUACGAUGUCGUCUGUUGGCCGCGAUAUGCUGCUGCCACCGCUCGAUACAGCCACGGCCGCGCCGCCAGUGCUGGCUGCCAAUGGCGCCACUUCCACGGCAGCAGCUGCACCUUCGGUUGCAACAACAUCAGUAGCACCAACAGCGAGCACCACAGCAGCGGCGGGAGCGGAGACGCAGGCACCAACGGCCACCAGCUCCAUUCCUACCACCACGAGCACCAGCAUCAGCAGCACGGCGGGCCCAAGCACUGGGGCAUCAGACCCUUCCUCAUCCACGCCGCUGAUUGGCCAGCUGGCGUUCUCAGACACCAGCACAAUCUCGCUCCCAUCCCCGGCAGCCGCACCAACCAGCGUGGUCACGGCCGCCACUGCCAGCAUGUCAGCCAGCACCAUCCCGCUCUUGCCCAUGCCACUCACACACGGCACCGCUGACGAUACGCGCCAACAGCAGCAGCAGCAGCAGCAGCAGCAGCAGCAGCAGCAGCAGCAGCAAGAAGUGCAGCAAGAAGUACAUCAGCAGCAGCAUCAACAACAACAGCAACGUCACGCCCGUGGUUCCGUCACCCGCAUUAGCGGGAAUACAGCUGUUGGCAGCAGCAGGAGCAGCAGAGGCAGCGCAAGCAGCACACCCGGCCGCACUUAUCCUUGCUUCUACUGCAACGAAUCGUUUCCGAAUCCUUGGAAGCGGUCACGCCACCACGCACGCGCACAUCCGCGCGAGCACGAGGACUCAACGCUCGUGCGCCGUGGCGGGCGUUAUUUCAAGCACCGCUCUCCCAAGCCAAAGCGCCCCUCCCAGCACAUGCAUGUGCCUCAACUGUCGGCACCCACGGCACCGUCGCAAUCGUCAGCAUCAGUGCACAACAUCACUUCAAUGACGGCCAUGUCAGGGAGUCAGCCGAAUGCCGCGCCGCACCACCACCACCAACAGCAGCAGCACCAACAGCAGAGUCUGCAUCAACUCCAUCAUCAGUCACCGCACCACCAACAGCAACAGCAGCAGCAUCCACAAGGAUACCAGCCACAACCACAGUCACAGACACACCUGCAAGCUGCCUACCAUCACCAUUACACCCAUCACCAACAGCUGAGACAGCCGCAGCAGCAGCAACAGUUGCACCAACAACAGCACCACCAGCAACAAUACCACCACCAGCAACAGCAGCAGCAGCAGCAGCAGCAGCAGCAGCAGCAGCAACAUGCACCACACCAGCUCGGGUACAGCACAAUGAGCAGCACCGGCGCCUACGACCACGUGAACGUCGCGUCUGCACACCCGUCUACCACCAUGGACACUGCUGAUGAUGCAAUGCUGGUGCAGCUGCCAGCGACGCAGCGCUUGAGCGGAGAUGUGGCUGAUCCCUCCACUCUCCUCUCGUACUGCGCAGCUCUCUGAUCCUGUUGUGCAAUUGUGUGUGUGUGUGUGUGUGUGCGCGCGCGCGUGCGUGUCCGUGCGAUGCUGUGCGAUGCUGUGCGUGUGUGAUAUCGAGAGAGAGAUAGAGAGAGAGUGUGUGUGUGUGUGCGUGCGUGUGCAUGUGAUAGCGAGAAUGUGCGCGUGUGUGUGCUAGAGGCAGAUAGUGUGCGUGUGAGUGAGUGGAGCAGUGUGUUUGCCGGUGUGAUGACAUGGCUGCCUCUGUUACUGGUUGCCUUGCCUUUUUGUGAACUCCUUUUGGAAGUGUUUGCAUCAGCACGACUCUGCGAUUGCCAUUGUUCAUUCCAAUCCAACGACAUCACCCGCAGAAACCACAACCAACGACAGUAGCAGCAAAAAC
This is a messenger RNA of Salpingoeca rosetta, 2752 nucleotides long. RefSeq lists its product as uncharacterized. Bases 160 to 2376 code for a protein of 738 amino acids. NCBI's taxonomy places the organism in Eukaryota, Choanoflagellata, Craspedida, Salpingoecidae. The transcript is spliced from 4 exons. The record is from RefSeq and is a predicted model, not a curated record.